AUGUCUUCAAAACCCAAACAAACCAUGUAUAAUACCCGCUCGUGCACUCACGCUAGAGCCCACUCAGUUUCUACCCCCGCCCACAAGAAAAAUGUAAAGGUGCGUGAUGACUUCGGAAAUCUCAUCAUUAACCUACUAUCAAGUGUUAAAACUCCGGCAGAGGGCCCGAGAUCACCUGCAGAACCGCCCAACGCUGCGGGAUCCCCUUUGACUUCGGAGGGACGGUCCUAUGAGACCGAAAACGAAAUUCAACCCGCACUGAGACCCAUUCGUUCGUACAGCGAUGUGGUCUUUGAGAUACCAACAGCUGAAAAUAUACCAGCACCGGUGGAGAAAUCCACGGACAUAAUGAGUUAUGAAACAGCGAGUGAGAAUGAAGGGCUCACCAGCCAACCCGAGGACAAUGACGAUCGUUCUUGGUCGACCGUUGCAAGAAAAUGCAACCGAAAGACAAUCUUCAACGACGUCAACAAGAGCCGGGCAAAGAGACCCAAUGAGCUAACAAAGGAACAAAAGAAAGUAGUUAGCGCAGCUGAACAACAGCUGACAGAAGACGAAUGCACCAGAGUGAACCGACGCAAGUAUAGUGUCAGGCAUGACUGUGGAAAUGACACAGAGUCCCCUGGGGAAGGACCAUCCAAGGGAAAAGGUCCGGACCCUUGGAACUGGGGAGCAAUGAACCUAGAAGAGGAAGAAUUAGAUAUGGAGGCCCAACGCGCGGCUCUAGAAUCCUACAAACUGGCCAAACAGAUGGCCGGUGAAUCAGAAUCCGAGGACCCAAGUAGGGACGAACCUGGCGAUCCCCGAGGGUGUCAAAGGGGUGACAACGAUCAAGCCACCAGAGAGGAAGAGGCAGUAAAAGUCACUGUAGCUAAAGCAGAGGAACAUCUGCGGAAAGAGUAUGAAAGGAAAUUAAAGGAACUCACUGCGACGAUAGCAAAGGGACAGCUCGCAAUGCCCCAAGUGAAACAGCUGAACAGAGAUCCCAUAAAGACCCUCGUGGACAAAGUGGUUAACCCCACCUCGGACCGGCAGGAACGGAGGCACACUCCACAGGCUAUGGAGCCUGUACACCAGGUAGCACUGAAGUCCUACAUCGGACAGGCGUCAGGGAGAAUCGGUUGUACCAGGACCGGAUCCGGUGACUCAGACUCGUCGUUGGACUUGAGCUAUGAUAGCUCAGACAGCUCUGACAAUGAGUCGAGCUCGACCAAGUCCCAAAUGAGUGACGAAACCACUAAAUGA
This is a messenger RNA of Suillus paluster, 1245 nucleotides long. RefSeq lists its product as uncharacterized. The transcript has 2 exons. Lineage: Eukaryota; Fungi; Basidiomycota; Agaricomycetes; Boletales; Suillaceae. Bases 1 to 1245 code for a protein of 414 amino acids. The record is from RefSeq and is a predicted model, not a curated record.